GCGCAUGCGCAGUGCGUGCCCGUGUGAGCGCAGCUCCUUUGCACGGGGGGGGUGCGCGCAGUGCGUGCGUGCAGCUGCUUUGCAUGUGGGUGUGCACGUCGUGCGUGCAUGCAGCUCCUUUGCAUGUGUGUGUGCACGUACUGCAUGCAUGCAGCUGCUUUGCACGUGAGUGUGUGCACAUAGUGCAUGCAUGCAGCUGCUUUGCAUGUGGGAGUGCACAUAGUGCAUGCAUGCAGCUGCUUUGCAUGUGAGUGUGUGGCCAUGUUGCAUGCAUGCAGCUCCUUUGCAUGUGAGUGUGCCCAUGGUGAAUGCAUGCAGCUGCUUUGCACGUGAUUAUGUGCACAUUGUGCAUGCAUGCAGCUCCUUUGAAUGUGUGUGUGCACGUGGUGCAUGCAUGCAGCUCUUUUGCAUGUGUGUGUGCACAUCGUGCAUGCAUGCAGCUCCUUUGCAUGUGGGUCUGAACAUACUGCAUGCAUGCAUCUGAUUUGCAUGUGAGUGUGCACAGUGCAUGCAUGCAGCUCCUUUGCAUGUGGGCGUGCACAGCUGCUUUGCAUGUGUGUGCACAUAAUGCAUGCGUGCAGCUGCUUUGCAUGUGUGCGUGCACAUCGUGCAUGCAUGCAGCUCUUCUGUAUGUGGGUUUGCAUAUAAUGCAUGCAUGCAGCUCCUUUGCUUGGGGGUGUGUGCAUAUAGUGCAUGCAUGCAGCUGCUUUGCGUGUGUGUGUGCGCGUAGUGCAUGCAUGCAGCUCUUUUGCAUGUGGGUGUGCACGUCGUGCAUGCAUGCAGAUGAUUUGCAAGUGUUUGUGCUCACAGUGCAUGCAUGCAGCUGCUUUGAGUGUGUGUGCGCCCAUGGUGCAUGCAUGCAGCUGCUUUGCAUGUGGGUUUGCACACAGUGCACGCAUGCAGCUCCUAUGCAUGUGUGAGUGCACAUAGUGCAUGCAUGCAGCUCCUUUGCAUGUGGGUGUGCCCAUGGUGCAUGCAUGCAGCUGCUUUGCACGUGAUUAUGUGCACAUAGUGCAUGCAUGCAGCUCCUUUCCAUGAGGUGUGUGCACGUGGUUCAUGCAUGCAGCUCUUUUGCAUCUGUGUGUGCACAUAGUGCAUGCAUGCAGCUCCUUUGCAUGUGAGUGUGUCCAUAAUGCGUGCAUGCAGCUGCUUUGCACGUGAGUGUGUGCACAUAGUGCAUGCUUGCAACUGCUUUGCAUGUGGGUGUGUGAACAUUGUGCAUGCAUGGAGCUCUUUGUACGUGAGUGUGCACAGUGCAUGCAUGCAGCUGCUUUGCGUGUGUGUGUGCACAUCGUGCAUGCGUGCAGCUGCUUUGCAUGUGAGUGUGUGGCCAUGUUGCAUUCAUGCAGCUCCUUUGCUUGUGUGUGUGCACAUAGUGCAUGCAUGCAGCUCCUUUGCAUGUGAGUGUGUGCACGUAGUGCAUGCAUGCAGCUGCUUUGCAUGUGGAUGUGUGCACAGUGCAUGCUUGCAGCUCCUUUGCAUGUGUGUGUGCACAGUGCAUGCAUGCAGUUCCUUUGCACGGGGGGUGCACACAGCGCAUGCAUGCAGCUGCUUUGCAUGUGGGUGUGUGCACAUCGUGCAUGCAUGCAGCUCUUCUGUAUGUGGGUUUGCAUAUAAUGCAUGCAUGCAGCUCCUUUGCUUGGGGGUGUGUGCAUAUAGUGCAUGCAUGCAGCUGCUUUGCGUGUGUGUGUGCACGUAGUGCAUGCAUGCGGAUGAUUUGCAAGUGUUUGUGCACACAGUGCAUGCAUGCAGCUGCUUUGCAUGUGGGUGUGCACAGCUCCUUUGCAUGUGUGUGUGCACCUCGUGCAUGCAUGCAGCUGCUUUGCAUAUGAGUGUGUGCACAUAGUGCAUGCAUGCAGCUCUUUUGCAUGUGGGUGUGCACAUAGUGCAUGCAUGGAGCUGCUUUGCAUGUGAGUGUGUGGCCAUAUUGCAUGCAUGCAGCUGCGUUGCAUGUGGGUGUGCCCAUGGUGAAUGCAUGCAGCUGCUUUGCACGUGAUUAUGUGCACAUUGUGCAUGCAUGCAGCUCCUUUGAAUGUGUGUGUGCACGUGGUGCAUGCAUGCAGCUCUUUUGCAUGUGUGUGUGCACAUCGUGCAUGCAUGCAGCUCCUUUGCAUGUGGGUCUGAACAUACUGCAUGCAUGCAUCUGAUUUGCAUGUGAGUGUGCACAGUGCAUGCAUGCAGCUCCUUUGCAUGUGGGCGUGCACAGCUGCUUUGCAUGUGUGUGCACAUAAUGCAUGCGUGCAGCUGCUUUGCAUGUGUGCGUGCACAUCGUGCAUGCAUGCAGCUCUUCUGUAUGUGGGUUUGCAUAUAAUGCAUGCAUGCAGCUCCUUUGCUUGGGGGUGUGUGCAUAUAGUGCAUGCAUGCAGCUGCUUUGCGUGUGUGUGUGCACGUCGUGCGUGCAUGCAGCUCCUUUGCAUGUGAGUGUGCCCAUGGUGCAUGCAUGCAGCUGCUUUGCACGUGAUUAUGUGCACUUUGUGCAUGCGUGCAGCUCCUUUGCAUGUGUAUGUGCACGUAGUGCAUGCAUGCAGCUCUUUUGUAUGUGGGUCUGCACAUCGUUCAUGCAUGGAGCUCCUUUCCAUGAGGUGUGUGCACGUGGUUCAUGCAUGCAGCUCUUUUGCAUCUGUGUGUGCACAUAGUGCAUGCAUGCAGCUCCUUUGCACGUGAGUGUGUGCACAUAGUGCAUGCUUGCAGCUGCUUUGCAUGUGGGUGUGUGAACAUUGUGCAUGCAUGCAGCUGCUUUGUACGUGAGUGUGCACAGUGCAUGCAUGCAGCUCUUUUGCAUCUGUGUGUGCACAUAGUGCAUGCAUGCAGCUCCUUUGCAUGUGGAUGUGUGCACAGUGUAUGCAUGCAGCUCCUUUGCAUGUGUGUGCGCCCGUGGUGCAUGCAUGCAGCUGCUUUGCAUGUGGGUGUGCACAUAGUGCAUGCAUGCAGGUCCUCUGCAUGUGUGUGUGCACAGCUGCUUUGCAUGUGUGUGCCCAUAAUGCAUGCAUGCAGCUGCUUUGCAUGUGGGUGUGUGCACAUCGUGCAUGCAUGCAGCUCUUCUGUAUGUGGGUUUGCAUAUAAUGCAUGCAUGCAGCUCCUUUGCUUGGGGGUGUGUGCAUAUAGUGCAUGCAUGCAGCUGCUUUGCGUGUGUGUGUGCACGUAGUGCAUGCAUGCGGAUGAUUUGCAAGUGUUUGUGCACACAGUGCAUGCAUGCAGCUGCUUUGCAUGUGGGUGUGCACAGCUCCUUUGCAUGUGUGUGUGCACCUCGUGCAUGCAUGCAGCUGCUUUGCAUAUGAGUGUGUGCACAUAGUGCAUGCAUGCAGCUCUUUUGCAUGUGGGUGUGCACAUAGUGCGUGCAUGGAGCUGCUUUGCAUGUGAGUGUGUGGCCAUGUUGCAUGCAUGCAGCUGCGUUGCAUGUGGGUGUACACGUAGUGCGUGCAUGCAGCUCCUUUGCAUGUGUGUGUGUGGACAUGUUGCAUGCAUGCAGCUGCUUUGCAUGUGAGUGUGUGCACAUGGUGCAUGCAUGCAGCUGCUUUGCAUGUGUGUGUGCACAGCUGCUUUGCAUGUGUGUGUGCACAUCGUGCAUGCAUGCAGCUGCUUUGCAUGUGAGUGUGUGGCCAUGUUGCAUGCAUGCAGCUCCUUUGCAUGUCAGUGUGCCCAUGGUGAAUGCAUGCAGCUGCUUUUCACGUGAUUAUGUGCACUUUGUGCAUGCGUGCAGCUCCUUUGCAUGUGUAUGUGCACGUAGUGCAUGCAUGCAGCUCUUUUGUAUGUGGGUCUGCACAUCGUUCAUGCAUGGAGCUCCUUUCCAUGAGGUGUGUGCACGUGGUUCAUGCAUGCAGCUCUUUUGCAUCUGUGUGUGCACAUAGUGCAUGCAUGCAGCUCCUUUGCAUGUGUGUGUGUGCACAUAGUGCAUGCAUGCAGCUGCUUUGCACGUGAGUGUGUGCACAUAGUGCAUGCUUGCAGCUGCUUUGCAUGUGGGUGUGUGAACAUUGUGCAUGCAUGCAGCUGCUUUGUACGUGAGUGUGCACAGUGCAUGCAUGCAGCUCUUUUGCAUCUGUGUGUGCACAUAGUGCAUGCAUGCAGCUCCUUUGCAUGUGGAUGUGUGCACAGUGUAUGCAUGCAGCUCCUUUGCAUGUGGAUGUGUGCGCAUAGUGCAUGCAUGCAGCUCUUUUGCAUGUGAGUGCGUGCACAGUGCAUGCCUGCAGCUCCUUUACAUGUGUGUGUGCACAGUGCAUGCAUGCAGCUCCUUUGCAUGUGUGUGUGCACAUAGUGCAUGCAUGGAGCUCCUUUGACUGCCGUGUGUGUGUUUGCACAUGGUGCCGAUGCAUGCAGCUCCUUUGCAUGUGUGUGUUUGCAAGGGGGCUGUGAGAACCCCUUGGUGCCACCCCAUGGCAUCGGUGUCCUCUUGUUGGCACCCCAUGGCAUCGGUGACCCCUUGCUGCCACCCCAUUGCGUUGGGGACCCCUUGUUUCCACCCCAUGGCAUCGGUGCCCCUUGCUGCCACCCCAAUGUGUUGGGGACCCCUUGUUGCCACCCCAUGGCAUCAGCGACACCGUGGUGCCACCCCAUGGCACUGGGAACCCCUUGGUGCCACCCCAUGGUGUUGGGGACCUCUUGGUGCCACCCCAUGGCACUGGAGACCCCUCGGUGCCACGCCAUGGCGUCAGUGACCCCUUGUUGCCACCCCAUGUCAUUGGGAACCUCUUGGUGCCACCCCAUGGCAUCAGUGACCUCUUGGAGCCACCCCAUGGCAUCGGUGACCCCCUGGUGCCACCCCAUUGGGUUGGGGACCCCUUGUUGUCACCCCAUGGCAUUGAGUACCUCUUGGUGCCACCCCAUGGCACUGAGAACCCCUCGGUGCCACCCCAUGGCAUCAGUGACCUCUUGUUGUCACCCCAAGGCAUUGGGAACCCCCUGGUGCCACCCCAUGGCGUUGGGAACCCCUUGGUGCCACUCCGUGCCACUCCACUCAAUGCCACUCCACUCAAUGCCACCCCAUGGCACUGAGUACCCCUUGGGGACACCCCAUGGCAUCGGUGCCCCUUGGUGCCACCCCAUUGGGUUGGGACCUCUUGUUGCCACCCCAUGGCAUUGGGAACCCCUUGGUGCCACCCCAUUGGGUUGGGACCUCUUGUUGCCACCCCAUUGCAUUGAGAACCCCUCGGUGCCACCCCAUGGCAUCGGUGACCUCUUGUUGCCACCCCAUGGCAUUGAGUACCUCUUGGUGCCACCCCAUGGCACUGAGAACCCCUCGGUGCCACCCCAUGGCAUCAGUGACCUCUUGUUGCCACCCCAUGGCAUUGAGAACCCCUUGGUGCCAUCCCAUGGCACUGAGAACCCCUCGGUGCCACCCCAUGGCAUCGGUGACCUCUUGUUGCCACCCCAUGGCAUUGAGUACCUCUUGGUGCCACCCCAUGGCACUGAGAACCCCUCGGUGCCACCCCAUGGCAUCAGUGACCUCUUGUUGCCACCCCAUGGCAUUGAGAACCCCUUGGUGCCACCCCAUGGCAUCGGUGACCUCUUGGUGCCACCCCAUGGCAUUCAGAACCCCUUGGUGCCACCCCAUGGCAUUGGUGCCCCUUGUUGCCAUCCCACUGGGUUGGGACCUCUUGUUGCUCCCCCAUGGCUUUGGGGACCUCUUGUUGCCACCCCAUGGCAUUGGGGUCCUCUUGGUGCCACCUGAUGGUGUUCAGAACCCCUUUGUGCCACCCCAUGGCAUUGACAACACCUUGGUGCCACCCCAAGGUAUCGGUAACCUCUUGGUGCCACCCCAUGGCAUCAGUGACCUCUUGGUGCCACCCCAUUGCGUUGAGGACCUCUUGGUGCCACCCCAUGGCAUUGGGGACCCCUUGUCGCCACCCCAUGGCAUCGGCGACACCGUGGUGCCACCUCAUGGCAUUGGGAACCCCCCGGUGCCACCCCAUGGCACUGAGAUCCCCUCGGUGCCACCCCAUGGCAUCAGUGACCUCUUGUUGCCACCCCAAGGCAUUGGGAACCCCCUGGUGCCACCCCAUGGCAUUGGGGACCCCCUGUUGCCACCCAACAGCAUUGGGGCCCCCUUGCUGUCCCCACACAGCGCCGUGUCCCCAUUGGCUCCCCGGCACGACUCACACUGCGCCUCCACCGCCGCCGGCAGAUCGACGUAUGAAAUUUAUUAG
Molecule: messenger RNA, 6140 nt
Organism: Gallus gallus (chicken)
Lineage: Eukaryota; Metazoa; Chordata; Aves; Galliformes; Phasianidae
Product: MAGE-like protein 2
Exons: 1
Coding region: 4980-6140 (386 amino acids)
Cellular component (GO): keratin filament
Source: RefSeq, a predicted model, not a curated record